CUAGGGUCUCUAGCUUUCACCUGAGGGUCUGUGGUUCCCGCGGCGCACGUGCGGCAGAUACCCCCACCCCUUGGUGGGCGGGGUUGUGCUCAGAACCAAUGAGAGCUUGGGGGGGAGGAGUAGGGAAGCUUCCAGAGGGGCAGAUAGGGAGGAAGUUAUAAAGGGGGUACCAGCGAGCCAGCGGGAGAGCAAUGCAGUCCAAGCGGGAGUGUGAGCUGUGGUGUGAGAAGGUGAAUCCAGAGAACAAGGCGGCGCUGGAGGCGUGGGUCAGGGAGACGGGCAUCCGCCUGGUGCAGGUGAACGGGCAGAGGAAGUAUGGCGGGCCACCCCCAGGAUGGGUGGGCAGCCCGCCGCCGGCCGGGUCAGAAGUGUUUAUCGGGCGGCUGCCCCAGGACGUGUACGAGCACCAGCUGAUCCCACUGUUCCAGCGCGUGGGCCGCCUCUACGAGUUCCGCCUGAUGAUGACCUUCAGCGGCCUGAACCGCGGCUUUGCUUACGCCCGCUACAGCUCGCGACGCGGCGCCCAGGCCGCCAUCGCCACGCUGCACAACCACCCGCUGCGGCCGGCCUGCCCGCUGCUCGUGUGCCGCAGCACCGAGAAGUGCGAGCUGAGUGUGGACGGCUUGCCGCCGGGCCUGAGCCGCCAAGCGCUACUGCUCGCGCUGCAGCCGCUGGGGCCCGGCCUGCAGGAAGCGCUGCUGCUGCGCAGCCCCGGGCCGGCACCCGCGCAGAUCGCACUACUCAAGUUCAGCUCGCACCGCGCCGCAGCCAUGGCCAAAAAGGCCCUGGUGGAAGGGCAGUCACGCCUCUGUGGAGAACAGGUGGCCGUGGAGUGGCUUAAGCCAGACCUGAAGCAGCGACUCCGCCAGCAGCUCACAGGUCCCUCUCUACAGUGCCUACAGCCAGAGGGCAGCCAAGUAGCCCUGGCCAGGGACAAGGGGCUGGAGUCCCAAGGGGCUCGGGCUGCCCUGCAGCUGCUGUGCCAACGGAUGAAGUUGGGCAGCCCACUGUUCCUCACCAAGUGUUUGGGCACAGGCUCUGGUGGCUGGCACCGAUUCUGGUACCAGGUGGUGAUCCCUGGGCAUCCAGUGCCCUUCAGUGGCCUCAUCUGGGUUGUGCUGGCCCCCAGUGGGCAGGAUGGGCAUGAGGUGGCCAAGGAUGCUGUGUCUGCACAGCUGCUGGAGGCUGAGUCUGGGGCCAGCCUCCUGUGGUCUGCUGGGGCUGAGGCAGGAGGUACCAUGGUUCAGCAGUGACCUAAUCCUCUCCCCAGGCAGCCUGAAUGAGUAGGUGGAGCCUGUGUCAGUCCCUGGCCCAGCAGGCCUGGGCAGCUGCUAUCUGAUCCCAAGAAGGGGAGGAGCAUGGGCCCUGCCCUAGGCCUGACACAGCCUCCCAGCUGAGGCAGGGCCCACAGCACCUCGGGGCAGUUCAAGUUUGGCUAAGUUGUGGUGAGGGAGCUUCCCUUCCCCCUCCCAGCCUGGGGUUUAACCUAACCCCAGGGUUGUUCUCUGACACACACACGCACACACACCCCUCUCUCCUUCCACAGCUUAACAUGAAUCUUUGCUUCUUAUUUUCUUGAUUUGUCUUUGUUGAUGUUUUUAUUUGGGGGCUGGCUGAGCCAAAGGGUCAGGGCCUUUGCCCCAACCACUUGGCAUUCUGGUUUUGGUGUAUGCGUAGUUUUGAGUUUUUCUAUGCUGGUUUUUCUAUGCUGGUUGUAUUUAUAUUAAACCCCUGGUUGGUUUACACCUG
Messenger RNA from Mesoplodon densirostris (Blainville's beaked whale), 1749 nucleotides. It is a transcript of the gene DND1, whose product is annotated as DND microRNA-mediated repression inhibitor 1. Gene Ontology annotation, molecular function: mRNA binding. Lineage: Eukaryota; Metazoa; Chordata; Mammalia; Artiodactyla; Ziphiidae. Gene Ontology annotation, cellular component: cytoplasm; nucleus. Gene Ontology annotation, biological process: mRNA stabilization; germ cell development; negative regulation of miRNA-mediated gene silencing. The record is from RefSeq and is a predicted model, not a curated record.